GAGCAUGGAAAUGCCCCAGCUGCCCUGCUGUUGAAACAGAAUCCUAUUUGGAAGGCAGACAUGUGGCCCAUCUCUGUAGCCAUCACUGAGAAAUCUGGAUUUUCAAGCAAUAAUUUUCAACAAUUAUAAAAUGAAAGUUGUAGACUAGAUAAGAGAUGCUCAGCUAAGGGAGAUCCUGGAUGGUCUUUAGAGUGAUACACCAGUCCUCUGAAAUUGCAUGCAAAAGUGGCCUUUCUCUCUGUUGCCCAGGCUGGAGUUCACUGACCCAAUCAUGGCUCACUGACUGCAGCCUCAAUCUCCAGGGGUCAAGUGAUCUUUUCAUCUCAGCCUCCUCAGUAGCUGAGACUACAGGUGACUUCCCAAGUAUGCCUGGCCACAAUACCUCCAGGAAUUCCUCUGGCGACCCUUUAGUGACAUCCCACUUAAUCAGCCUCUACUUCAUAGUGCUCAUUGGAGGGCUGGUGGGGGUCAUUUCCAUUCUGUUCCUGCUGGUGAAAAUGAACACCCGGUCAGUGACCACCAUGGCGGUCAUUAACUUGGUGGUGGUCCACAGCGUUUUUCUGCUGACAGUGCCAUUUCGCUUGACCUACCUCAUCAAGGAGACUUGGAUAUUUGGGCUGCCCUUCUGCAGAUUCGUGAGUGCCAUGCUGCACAUCCACAUGUAUCUCACAUUCCUGUUCUAUGUGGUGAUCCUGGUCACCAGGUACCUCAUCUUCUUCAAGCGCAAAGACAAAGUGGAAUUCUACAGAAAACUGCAUGCUGUGGCUGCCAGUGCUGGCCUGUGGAUGCUGGUGAUUGUCAUUGUGGUACCCCUGGUUGUCUCCCGGUAUGGAAUUCACGAGGAAUACAAUGAAAAGCACUGUUUUAAAUUUCACAAAGAGCUUGCUUACACGUAUGUGAAAGUCAUCAACUAUAUGAUAGUCAUUUUUGUCAUAGCCAUUGCUGUGAUUCUUUUGGUCUUCCAGGUCUUCAUCAUUAUGUUGAUGGUGCAGAAGCUACGCCACUCCUUACUAUCCCACCAGGAGUUCUGGGCUCAGCUGAAAAACCUAUUUUUUAUAGGGGUCAUCCUUGUUUGUUUCCUUCCCUACCAGUUCUUUAGGAUCUAUUACCUGAAUGUUGUGACGCACUCCAAUACCUGUAACAGCAAGAUUGCAUUUUAUAACGAAAUCUUCUUGAGUGUAACAGCGAUUAGCUGCUGUGAUUUGCUUCUCUUUGUCUUUGGAGGAAGCCAUUGGUUUAAGCAAAAGAUAAUUGACUUAUGGAAUUGUGUUUUGUGCCGUUAGCCACAAACUACAGUAUUCAUAUUUGCUUCCUUUAUAUUGGGAAUAAAAAUCGGUAUGGGGAGGUAAGAAUGGUAUUUCAUUACUUAAUCAAAACCAUGCCUUGAUCUACACAAAACGAAAGAACUAU
Messenger RNA from Mandrillus leucophaeus (drill), 1410 nucleotides. RefSeq names its product G protein-coupled receptor 141 (gene GPR141). Gene Ontology annotation, biological process: G protein-coupled receptor signaling pathway. The record is from RefSeq and is a predicted model, not a curated record. Bases 180 to 1283 code for a protein of 367 amino acids. Gene Ontology annotation, cellular component: membrane. The transcript is spliced from 4 exons. Gene Ontology annotation, molecular function: oxysterol binding; G protein-coupled receptor activity. NCBI's taxonomy places the organism in Eukaryota, Metazoa, Chordata, Mammalia, Primates, Cercopithecidae.